Molecule: messenger RNA, 2581 nt
Organism: Erythranthe guttata (spotted monkey flower)
Lineage: Eukaryota; Viridiplantae; Streptophyta; Magnoliopsida; Lamiales; Phrymaceae
Source: RefSeq, a predicted model, not a curated record
CGGACCGGACCCGACCCGACCCGUCGAUUUUCUGCCCGACCUGAGCUUAUCCAUUUCCUGUCAUCGGAAUAAUGUUCUCUCUCUAGAAUAAUUCCCAAAUCUCAGAUAAUAGGUAUUUGGAAUUCAAUUCACUAAUUUAUUGAUUGUAUGUUUGUUUGUAUACAAAACAUGAAACAUUUUGCUCAAAUUUUCGAAGUUUUCAUCUUAAUUGAAGUUUUUAUUUGUCGGAAUUAGUUUUCUCUAUUAUGUUUGAUUUGCCUGGAUGCGUUUUUUUUUUUGGUAUUUAAUUUCUUAUGUUAGAAUUUUGAAUCUUAACGAAUUCCGUUGGUGCUCUGUCUGGUUGAAUGAUCGAUAAGCUUUUGAUAUGAUUUUGGCCUAAUUGAGUUUCAAUCCAAAAUAGUCUUUCGAAUUAGUUAUUUGAAGAUUUUGUGAUUUUUCUGGGUUUCGGAAGAGUUACAGCUACUCACAAAUGAUUUUGACAUUAAUGUUUUGAUUUUGGAAUUUCUACUUUCUGGGUGAUUUAGUUCCUACAUUUUUCGAACAUUUUUUAAAUUGAGAUUUUAGCAUACUUUACUAGAUUUGGUGACGGCGAUGUGUAUUUAAUGGUGGUCGGAGAGUAAAAGGAGGUGAAGAUUAAUUAUGUAUCGGCCUGGGGCGGCAACCACUAACCGAGGCGGUUUGCCGACAGACAGUGGAGAUUCCAUAGUGACACUCGAUCAAGUUCCAUGUUGGAGUGACUCAGAGUACAGAUACUUGUAUGAGAACGAAGAUCCCGCGUCUCCAAAUUCGUACUUUCCAGACCCUUUGGCAACUUCAUCCGAGGGUGGGAGUAGUGGAAAUGGCAUGUUAUCUAGAUUCCCCCUGGAUCAUGAAAUCAACUCGAAGGUGUAUCUUUGGAGGGGGAACCCUUGGAAUCUUGAGGUGGAUGCUGUAGUGAAUUCAACAAACGAGAACUUAGAUGAAGCGCAUAGCAGUCCUGGUUUGCAUGCUGCAGCUGGACCCGGCCUUGCAGAAGAAUGUGCAACGCUGGGUGGUUGCCGAACAGGGAUGGCAAAAGUUACUCGUGCAUAUGACCUUCCUGCAAGGAGGGUUAUACAUACCGUCGGCCCCAAGUAUGCAGUAAAAUAUCAUACUGCUGCAGAGAAUGCUUUGAGUCAUUGCUACCGGUCUUGCCUUGAACUUCUUAUUGAAAAUGAGAUGCAGAGCAUUGCUAUUGGCUGUAUAUACACAGAAACCAAAAAUUAUCCAAGAGAACCAGCUGCGCAUGUGGCAAUAAGAACUGUAAGACGAUUCAUUGAGAAACAAAAGGAUAAAAUACAUGCAGUUGUAUUUUGUACGACAACAACUUCUGACACGGAGAUAUAUAAAAGAUUACUUCCACUUUACUUUCCAAGGGAUAAGCAAGAGGAGGAAAUAGCUAUUUUGAAACUUCCUGCAGAUGUUGGAGAUGAAAAUGGCGAGACGGUCAUAGAUGAACGCAAAAUCAGAAUAAAGCCUUUACCUAAUUUAAAGAAGAAUGGUCCCAGAAUUGCUCAAAUUUCAACUGAACUUCCAAUGAGUAGUAUGGCGUUGACAAGAACGAACUCCUCAUACUUGGAUUCAUAUUUGGAUCCUGCUUUUAUGUCCUUGAUUAAAGAUCCAGACGUGAAACGCAAAGAGCAGUGGGAAAAAUCUGCCGAAGCUCGAAGUGGUUGGAAUUUUGCUAAAAUGCUUGGAUAUGGUGACCUUGGGGGUCCUCCCCUGUCUGCUGCUGAAGAAUAUUCGCUUCAUUCCAGAUAUCUUGCUAAAGCAAAUUCACUCAAUCUUUCUGAAAUUGCUGAAAUGAGAAUAGUUUACCGAGGCGGGGUUGAUAGUGAAGGUCGCCCAGUGAUGGUGGUCGUUGGAGCACAUUUUCUGUUGAGGUGCCUUGAUCUAGAACGAUUUGUGUUGCACGUAGUAAAGGAGUUUGAGCCCUUGAUACAGAAGUCUUACAGCAUUGUUUACUUCCACUCGGCUGCAUCCUUACAUACGCAACCAGAUCUAGGAUGGAUGAAGAGGUUAGAGCAAAUACUUGGUCGAAAGCAUCAACGUAAUCUUCACGCAAUAUACGUCCUUCAUCCCACCUUCGGGCUCAAAUCUGCGAUAUUUGCAAUGCAGUUAUUUGUAGAUAAUCUGGUGUGGAAGAAGGUGGUCUAUGUUGAUCGUCUUCUGCAGCUAUUCAGAUAUGUUCCGCGCGAGCAAUUAACUAUUCCGGAUUUCGUUUUCCAGCAUGAUUUGGAAGUGAAUGGAGAGAAGGGAGUUAUUGUGGAUCCAAGGACAAAGUAUGUUUAUCAACGACCACAGUAGAUGAUGUAACUAUAAUAAAAGCACUUUCCUUUCUUAUAUAAAUAUAUUUUUGUUACCACACUUGUUUCUUGGUCUGGUUGUAACAAGUUGUUGUUGUUGGGUAUUUUUUUUCUUUUUUAUUUCUUUUUUAUUUAUUUAUAUAUGUACAUAUUUUCCUGUGCAUAUCUCAUUUUCGGAUGAUAUGAUUUUACUGUUGUUGAGAUUGAAAGAAAUAUUUGUUUAUAUUUUAGUAGGUAACAUAAAAUAAUAUUGAAGU